Molecule: messenger RNA, 3546 nt
Organism: Bombus pyrosoma
Lineage: Eukaryota; Metazoa; Arthropoda; Insecta; Hymenoptera; Apidae
Gene: otd2
Product: homeobox protein otx5-B-like
Exons: 7
Coding region: 1025-2047 (340 amino acids)
Biological process (GO): regulation of transcription by RNA polymerase II
Cellular component (GO): nucleus
Molecular function (GO): RNA polymerase II cis-regulatory region sequence-specific DNA binding; DNA-binding transcription factor activity, RNA polymerase II-specific
Source: RefSeq, a predicted model, not a curated record
UUCGUCUCGUUCGCACUUUGCCUCCGCGUAGCUUCGUUUCUCCCUCGAUUGCCCUUACUCCUUUCUAUCCGAGGCAGUUUCGCGCGCGUUCUCUUUCCCAUUCGGGUUGGCGUUCCUUCUCUUUCUCCGCGCAAACGCAGCCAACUUUCCGUCUCGUUCCUUCGCCACCUCCGAACUCGUUCGUUCUUUCUCCAUCUCCAUCGUUCGUCCGUCCUUCCCUUCGUUGCCAGAACUACCCCCUCUUCGAACGGUACCUCAUCCCCUUCCGUGGUUGGAUACUCCCCCUCGGCUCUCCCCCCUCGACCGGUAGGUAGUCCGGUCUCCCGCGCCGACAGCCAAGCGACCGAGCGAGCGCCCCCCUCGCGCAUAACCCCUCGGCCAAGAGAGCGAUCCGUAACAACUAAAGUUCUCGUGAAAAGUUGAGCUGGGCUCUCCUACGCCCUCCUGCUAUAAUAGCCGCCGCCGCGCUCGCUGCUCUCUCUACCUACCGUCUAUCCCUGUCCAUCUGUCCCGGGUUUGUCCCACAUCCCGCACACGGAACGCUGCCGGCAGGAGAGAGCGAGAAAGACAGUGCCACGAACGGAACGAGUGCCGACCGCCGAGAAACAGAGAGGGAUCCCGCGAACGGAAAGAGAAAAAGACAGAGACGCGACCGGAUUAGGGAAUAGAAUAGUCAUUAUCGGUCUACAUAUUCGUGAUAUACUCUAUCGGACAUCCUCGGUAGUGCGAAACGUCGCGGCAGUAGCGACGAGCGUGUGUGCCGUGCGACCGAUCAACCACUGGAUACCUAACCUUUGUUUUCCAACCUGCUCAACGUCACCGGCAUCACCGGCUCCACCUCGUAUCCAGUCGAUUCUUUAUCGAGGAUUACACCCUUUCGUAACGAGAACACCGCCGUCCACGUCGCUUCCAACCAUUUCUACGAUCCACGGAAACAGCAGCUAAUUGCGAGGAGCGGAGGAGGUUUGUGUAGACUCGGCCGCGAGGCGGGCGGGUGGUCGUGGUGGGGGCCGAGGGGGUGGUGAUGUGGCCGAACAGCCUCGGCGGUACAUCCGGCUGCAGCGGGGGCGCCGGCGCCACCGAUCUCGGGGGCCUCGCCGCCUCCACCACCUCGGCCUCCGAUCUAUUCGGGCCCGCCGCUUUCGGGGCGUCCGCGGCCGGGCCCUACGGCGCCCUCAAGACCAACCCUUACGUCAGCGCUCUUGGUAUGCCGCCUAUCGAGGCACUUCACUCCACCAUUGGCUACCCUGGUUGUACUCCCGCCGGUGAGUCCUACUACUGUAACCCAAGGAAGCAACGCAGGGAGCGAACGACGUUCACCCGGGCGCAGUUGGACGUUCUCGAGGGACUGUUCUCAAAGACCAAAUACCCGGAUAUUUUUAUGCGGGAGGAAGUAGCGAUGAAGAUCAAUCUACCAGAGUCGAGAGUGCAGGUGUGGUUCAAAAAUCGCAGGGCCAAGUGCAGGCAGCAACAGAAGCAACAGCAACAACAACAGGACAAAGCACCGAGGUCGAAAAAGCCCUCCGGGAAUCCAAGCAACAAUCCGCCCUCUGGAAAAAGUCCUUCGAUUGCUACCACGCCCACGCCUGCUGCGGCGGUGCCUGCCACAACACCUCUGAGCGGAGGUACAGGUGGUUCAGCGGCCAGCUCGCCGGCUCUUCUGAGGGAUUCUCCUCAGUACAAACCAGCAGGAAGCGCAACCAGUUUGCUCUUGGCUACCAGUACGACCCCACCGAGCUUAGGGGGAACGGUGUACAGCAGUGGAGGCAGUAGCAGUAGUAUCUGGAGCCCGGCUGUUACGGAGAGCGGCGGAGGAUUCCCCGGUGACCAUCAGAGGUUAGCGUGGACCACAACCACGUCUCAACAACAGUGCUAUCAGAAUUACUCUUCUUACUAUACUAAUAUGGAUUAUCUUUCUCCCGCCUCGCAUCAAUUAAACGUCGUGGAUGGCGGUGGAAGCAGUUUAGACAAUACAUGGAGUAAAACGAGGGACGAAAGUGCUUCGUCCUGGUUUUAUAACAGCGCCGGAUGGGGCGAUCGGAAGUGAAUCGCAGAGUCGCCGGUUGAUGGAAACGUCAAGGCUUCGGUACAUAUCAUCGACAAUAGCUAAACGGACUACUCUGACGGUCAAUGGCGAUCGCUGUUAUUGGUACGCGAAACACGGCCAAAGACAGUCCCCUUCGUGUUAGACAUAUCGUUGAACCUCGGUACUUUGCCGUAUGGCUCGUGAGUGCCAUAUCCGUUCUCUUGCGUUCCAAUGAAUCACGUAGUCGAAUUUAAAUCGGCGUGUUCGUUUCGAGAGUACGAGCUAAGUAACUGGUUGUAACGCGAACAAAGCGAAUGAGCGAAGUAUUUGAAGCGUGAACCGUUUAAAUUUAGCUGUCUCGACGUGACUUUCGAUUUAACCAGAUGCAACUCGGUACUUUGUAUAUUCGAUCUAUCGUUCCUCUACGUUAAAAUGUGCAAUUUGAUAACGAUUAUCACGAAUCCUUUCCGUUCUUUGUAUGUACGCUCGCUUGUUAUUAUCCUAGUUAUCUCGAGAGUAGAGAUCGACGAGAGCAUUUCGGACGAGAAGGGCGAGAGGGAGUGGAGCGAUCGCGUUACAUCGUCUUUCCUCCCCGCUUACAGUCAGUGUUACACACAUGUGAUACCGUUUGUACACGGGAAUUCAUCUACCGAACGUAUCUUGUUGCGCGAAAUCACGAAUUUUCUAAUCGUAUACUGUGCCAAAGGUAAUCGUUCGCGAGAGGAUCGAACCUUUCGGUGUCAGGGAGACACUCUAAUGUAUAUAAUAUACAUAGGCUUGCGCCGUUUGGAAGAAUCAACGUAGUUAGGUAGAAUUUUGCAAAGAGCAACGGCAAAAUAAUGUCGGCCCUUAUCUUCGUUAUCUUCGUUAAAGAUUUCUCGAGAAACAAAAGUUAUGUACGGAUAUGCGCGUGUACGAAUACCAUGACACGUACCGUGUACAUAAGUUAUAUAUAUAUACAAGGACAUACUGAUCAUCUGUGUACAUAUGUACCAUUUUCUAAAAAGUAAUUACGAACCGAUAGGAUAUUUCGAGGAUGAUCGUCGUUAUCCAAAGGUCGCUAUUUUAAUUCUAGUAUUCGUAUAAAUCUAUGAUGGGGGUUUAAUUCGUUUUACUUUGAAUAAUUAUACUGUGUAAAUAAAAAAAAAAAAAAAAAUUUGCGCGCAUGCUCAACACAGAGUGCUAGGCGAAAUUUAUAUUUUCACUUUUUCGGUCCUUUUCACUAAGGUCGAUGUAAGAAACGAGACGUCACUUCUCACUUGCGCGAUCACUGGCACCUCGACUAACGCAGAGAUCGAUGCGUUGUACGUAACAAAGGGCUCGAGAGAUAAAAAUCAAUAUGUAAAGUGACAAAAAAAAAGAAAAAAAAAGGAUAUAGUAAACGUAGGGAUGUAAGUAAUAUGGUCGUUUAGGUUGUUAUUAUAAAUAUUAUCGAUAACGAUACUACGAUUAUCGACAAAGACAACAACGACGUACGUGUAAUAAGAUGUAUGAAAUAAUAUAUGAAAUUUGAAUUGUAA